AACCCAGAGUUGCGCAGCGAACAUUGACCCUUCUUUCCUGGUAAGGGGAAUCUGGAAACCAAAAUAUCAAAAAUUCUCUUGGGUUGCAAAUGUACGUUUGGAUGGCUCAAUUGGUUAGAGCAUCACCACCACCAGCCACAUCACUCUGCUUUCAUCCAAAACUAUUUUCUCCAUUCCCCAGAACCAGGAUGGCAGUCAAUCCCACCAACACAUCACCUUCCUUCAACUCCAGGAAGCUUCCGAUUUUGCUGUUUGACAUCAUGGACACCAUUGUUCGUGACCCUUUUUACCAUGACGUCCCUGCCUUCUUCGGAAUGUCUUUGAAGGAACUAAUUGAAUGCAAGCAUCCAACUGCAUGGCUUGAGUUCGAAAAUGGGGUGAUUGAUGAGGAGGAGCUAGAAGGAAAAUUCUUUAAAGACAGAAGACCUUUUGAUUUGCAAGGCCUCAAGAAUUGUAUGAGAAGAGGAUAUUCCUACAUAGAUGGAGUUGAGCAGUUGCUUCUGGACUUGAAGCAAAACAAUUAUGAAAUGCAUGCUUUUACAAAUUACCCAAUCUGGUACAGAAUAAUCGAAGACAAGUUAAACAUUUCAAAGUAUUUAUCCUGGACAUUUUGUUCGUGUAUGUAUGGAAAGAGGAAGCCUGAUCCUGAUUUCUAUUUGGCUGUUGUGGAACAUCUUAAAGUUGAUCCAGCAAGCUGUAUAUUCGUUGAUGACAGGAUAAAAAACGUUGAGGCUGCUGUAGGAGUUGGCAUUACUGGUCUUCAAUUCAAGAACUCAGAUUUACUACGUCAAGAUCUUCUACGGUUGGGGGUUGACAUUGCAAUAGAUGCACAGUGAGGAUCAGCUUAAGGCUGCAGAAUGAACAGACAUUGUGACCUCCAAACUUGCUUUAAACUAUAUUUACAUUUUGUCCAUUUUUGCUCUUCUGCCUUCUUAAAAUUUAUCCAUCACCCUUAUCUCUUGCAUACAUACAUAUCAAAAUAUUUCAUUCUUUUUAUCAAGUAUCCUUUGAAUAAAUGUACGAUAUUGUGAUUUCAAAA
Gossypium raimondii (Peruvian cotton) is the source of this 1039-nucleotide messenger RNA. RefSeq lists its product as hypothetical. The record is from RefSeq and is a predicted model, not a curated record. The transcript has 7 exons. NCBI's taxonomy places the organism in Eukaryota, Viridiplantae, Streptophyta, Magnoliopsida, Malvales, Malvaceae. Bases 90 to 836 code for a protein of 248 amino acids.